CGCCCGGAAGGGGCUGGACCACUGGCCGUUUGAACGCUUGGCGGGCGCCGCUGGACGGAGCAAGAAAAACACACAAUGGCCAGCACCCUUGGGAGCAGCUGCCACCCGGUGGAGGAGCAGAGAGCUCGGUGGGAGAGGAAGCGCUGUCGGACAGCUAAGGAACUGGUGGAAACAGAGCAGCAGUACCUGGAGCAGCUGGGCUUGGUAGCCACGUACUUUUUGGCCAUCCUGAAGGCCAAAGGGACCUUGAAGCCAGCAGAUCAAGAGGCUAUCUUUGGGUGCCUGGAGUCCAUCUGCUCUGCCAGCCGGACUCUGCUUUUCCAUCUGGAGGGAGGUCGCUUGGGGCUUGGCCUGGAGGGUUUCUGCCACCAGCUGGUUCUCUACAUCUGCUAUGCUGAAAACCUUGAAAAGGCCCAGAGCACCUUGGAGAGGCAGGUGCAGAAGAACAAACCCUUUUCCCGCUUCAAGAAGCUCCAGGAGUCCCGACCAGAGUUUGGGGGGCUUUGCCUGGAACAGCUGCUCCCGCUGCCCCUCCAGAGGCUUUCUUGGUACAGGCACUUGCUGAAGGAUUUGGUAGGAAAUACCCACCCAGAAAGCUCUGACUUUAAGCAGCUGACAGGAGUUCUGAAGUCUGUCUCUGAGGCAUAUCACCGAGUCCAGGAAAUAUCUCGUUGCCGUGACAACGCCAACCAGAUGCGCCGGGUUCAGAAGCUGCUUAAGGGACAGAAGACACGAAUUCUGGCUCCAGGGCGCUGGUUUCUCCGGGAAGGCUGGCUAUUGGUGGUGCCCCCCAAGGGGGAGGAGCUGCAGCGCCGGAUGUUCUUCCUCUUCUCUGACAUCUUGCUGGUGACCAAGCCCUGCCACCCACUCCACCCCUGGAACGCACACAAGUUUGCCUGCCAGGCCGUUCUCCCACUCAGGCAGGGCGCGGUGCAGAAAGUCUUCGGUCACACGCAGAGCCAAGGGGGGCUGCUCAGUGUCUCCUUCCCCCACACGACGUUGCUGCUGAUGUCGUGUAAUCAGGACGACUUCCAUGAAUGGCACCAGACCCUGUUGGCUGCUGUCAGGCAGCUGCAGAUGGACUCCCCUCCAGCCUGCUGAAUGGAGGACCUGCACAGGGCCAGGCCAGUGAGUGCCAGUGGCUGUGCAGACUACAUAGAAACCACUGGUUACCAAAGCCACUAUUUCCCUUCUUUGGAAGCCGCAGCCCAAGACCCAACCUGACCUAGGACUGGCCCAUCCUUUCUUUUGCUUCCCCUUGACUCUUACCUGGAGACCCGCAAGAUGUCCAGAAUUGGCCUGUUCAUUGGAACUGCCACCUGCAAGGCCACUCUGCCUAUUCAGGCUGCAGAGGCACCUGAGCCUUAAACAUAGUCAGGUGAAGGAGCAAAAUGU
This is a messenger RNA of Lacerta agilis (Sand lizard), 1395 nucleotides long. It is a transcript of the gene ARHGEF39, whose product is annotated as Rho guanine nucleotide exchange factor 39. Gene Ontology annotation, biological process: positive regulation of cell migration. The record is from RefSeq and is a predicted model, not a curated record. Gene Ontology annotation, cellular component: plasma membrane. Lineage: Eukaryota; Metazoa; Chordata; Lepidosauria; Squamata; Lacertidae. The transcript is spliced from 10 exons. Gene Ontology annotation, molecular function: guanyl-nucleotide exchange factor activity. The coding region runs from base 76 to 1101 and encodes 341 amino acids.